AUGACAUGUCUGAGGGUGGCUGACAGAGACGGCUAUUCGCAGAUUGGAAUAACUGAUCCUGAAGGUCAAAAGAAGAUCCUCUGCACCACUGAGCAGAUGCACCUUGAUAAAGUAGAUCUGGACACCAUGACGCCUCUUAAUAAUAUAGACAGCGGGAGUGAAGAUUUUCUUAACUUUUUGAUCAGCUUGAAACAACAGUGCUGUUACUUGACGGAAACCGUUCAGGACAUCAUCAGCAGGUUCCCACGUAGCCCCUCCAAGGUUGUUCUGACAUGUGAUCCCAAGAAAGAGGUUCAAGCCAUUUGCACAGAGCUUGUAACUCAGACAGGAGACCCACAGAAAGAGUUGGUCUGCCUUAAGACCCUGCUCGUCAAGACAAUGCACUUCAGCGUAAUAAUAAACUGUGAGACAGCUCAACAGCAGGAAGGAAGUAGACACAGGGAAGCGGGGUUUCUUCUGGCACAGCUUGGCAACCUCUGCGAGCUGACACGAUGA
Molecule: messenger RNA, 495 nt
Organism: Myxocyprinus asiaticus (Chinese sucker)
Lineage: Eukaryota; Metazoa; Chordata; Actinopteri; Cypriniformes; Catostomidae
Product: ankyrin repeat, SAM and basic leucine zipper domain-containing protein 1-like
Exons: 6
Coding region: 1-495 (164 amino acids)
Source: RefSeq, a predicted model, not a curated record